UUAUUUUUAUUUUUAUUUUUUUUUAGGGGGUUGACGAAUCUGGAAUCCAACGCAAUUGUGGUGGAUUAUGGUGUUUGUGCGUGGUACAGAGAGAGAACUCAUUGUCAUCUUGUUCUUCUUCCUUCUUCUCGUUUUUUAAUAUUUGUUAGCAGCCUUGGGAAAUUCCUAAACAACCCAUUUUUCACAACCAAACCCUUGUUUUUAUUUUCCAUUUCUUUCCCUGCAAAUUCCAUUUUUCUAAUUAUUCAUUUUUGUUUGAUUAAUAUUAGCCCACACACCCAUUUGAAGAUUUUUAUCCAACUGAAUACUGAUCUUCUGUCUGCUUCUCUCUCUCUCUCUCUCUCUCUCUAUAUAUAUAUAUAUAUAUGCACGUUUUCCUCAUCAAUCAAAUGAAGUAUUGUGCAGACAAUCCCUUUUUGUUAUUCUACUCCUCAUUGUAGCAUUGUAUGUGUACAUAUGUAUGGGUAGAUAUAUGGAAGGCAAUGAGGAGACCAGUUCCUGCAGGAUAAUGAAUGCAGGCUCAAUCAAGGAGGUGGGAGACAAGGUUGGUGGGAUGACAAGGGUGGUUGAAAUGGAUGCCACCUUUUGGGAAGAAAACAAUCUCCCUUUUGACAAUGGAGGACAAUAGAGGAUAAUGGAGGGGGAUUAUUACAAAGUUUUGGAGGUAGAUUAUGAUGCAACUGAUGAGAAGAUUAAGUUGAAUUACAGGAAACUGGCACUGAAAUGGCAUCCUGACAAACACAAGGGUGACAAUGCUGUUACUGCAAAAUUUCAACAGAUCAAUGAGGCUUACACUGUGUUAAGUGAUCCUGCCAAGCGACUUAAAUAUGAUAUAACUGGAAACUAUGAGAUUGAUAAGUACACUUUGCGAGAGUAUCUAACCAGAUUUAAAGGGAUGAUACUUACUUGCAAUGGGCUUGGUAUGAGUCACUCAUCAAUUUGUUGUUACAACAAAAGGAAGAAAUAUUCAACAGUUUUGGUCGGAAAUUUUCCUCUAGGCCACAGCAACUGAUGGAAUCCAAUGAGUGCCCUAAUAAAUAAGGUCUGAGUAUCUUAUCCUUUUUUCUGCACUUCACAUUCCCUGUUGUUUUGACUAGUUACAUGCACGCUUGUAAUGGUGGAUGUAAAAACUCCACAUUACAUAUUAGCAACAGGGCUAUUGUAUCAAAAUGUACCUGUAUGGAGAUAUAUAUCACAUGUAAAAUAUCAGAAGCAAGUUGCCUACUACAACUGUUUAAACUUGAAAAUAGAGCUAGUGCUGAUCCAAAAUUCCAAGUCAAUCACAUGAAUGAUUAUUUCUUGGUUACA
Molecule: messenger RNA, 1308 nt
Organism: Camellia sinensis
Lineage: Eukaryota; Viridiplantae; Streptophyta; Magnoliopsida; Ericales; Theaceae
Product: Chaperone DnaJ-domain superfamily protein
Cellular component (GO): cytoplasm; nucleus
Source: RefSeq, a predicted model, not a curated record